Messenger RNA from Tupaia belangeri chinensis (Chinese tree shrew), 1124 nucleotides. Its product is annotated as olfactory receptor 2T1-like. Gene Ontology annotation, cellular component: membrane. The record is from RefSeq and is a predicted model, not a curated record. Gene Ontology annotation, biological process: G protein-coupled receptor signaling pathway. Lineage: Eukaryota; Metazoa; Chordata; Mammalia; Scandentia; Tupaiidae. Gene Ontology annotation, molecular function: olfactory receptor activity; G protein-coupled receptor activity.
ACACUGCUGCCCCUCCAAGACACUGAAGUCCUCAUUGGCUCAGCUCCGGCCACCGCGUUUUCCUGAGGGUUCCACUACACCGGAAACACCCUAACUGCUGAGGUAGCUUCGCCCAGAGUGCCUGGGCUUACAGACCUGAAGUUAAGAGGCGCAGGUCAGGUCGGCGCGGAGUUCAUGGCGGGCUACAACGCAUCCUCGACAGACUUCACCUUCCUGGGGCUGUUCGGCAGGAAGGAGACCUCGGGCCUUCUUUUCGCCGUCAUCUCCGCCAUCUUCUUCGCGGCGCUGACGGCCAACGGGGUCAUGAUCUUCCUGAUCCGCGCGGACCGGCGGCUGCACACGCCCAUGUACUUCCUGCUCAGCCACCUGUCGGCCAUCGACAUGCUGUACAUCUCCACCGUCGUGCCCAAGGUGCUGCUGGGCUACCUGCUGGGCCAGAGGACCAUCUCCUUCGCGGGCUGCACGGCCCAGCACUUCCUGUACCUGACCCUGGUGGGCGCCGAGUUCUUCCUGCUGGGGCUCAUGGCCUACGACCGCUACGUGGCCAUCUGCCAGCCGCUGCGCUACCCGGUGCUCAUGAGCCGCCGCGUGUGCUGGGCCAUCGUCGCCGGCUCGUGGUGCGGGGGCUCGCUGGACGGCUUCCUGCUCACCCCGAUCACCAUGAGCUUCCCGUUCUGCGGCUCGCGCGAGAUCGACCACUUCAUCUGCGAGGCCUGCGCGGACACGGCGCUCUACUCCACGGUGAUGUACGCCUGCUGCGUGCUCAUGCUGCUGCUGCCCUGCUCCGUGGUGCUGGCGUCCUACGCGCGCAUCCUGGCCACCGUGCACCGCAUGAGCUCGGCCGACGGCAGGAGGAAGGCCUUCGCCACCUGCUCCUCGCACCUGACCGUGGUGACCCUGUUCUACGGCGCCGCCAUGUACACCUACCUGCUGCCGCAGUCCUUCCACACGCCGGCCCGCGACCAGGUGCUGUCCGCCUUCUACACCAUCCUCACGCCCAUGCUGAACCCGCUCAUCUACAGCCUGAGGAACAAGGACGUGGCUGGGGCCCUGAGGAGGGCCCUGGGCAGGUGCAUGGGCUCCCGGAGGGUGUCCGGAGACGCCUUCUGACCGUGGGCUUCCUC